Molecule: messenger RNA, 468 nt
Organism: Staurois parvus
Lineage: Eukaryota; Metazoa; Chordata; Amphibia; Anura; Ranidae
Source: the annotation of a GenBank genome assembly
CGGGCACCGAGUCGUCUGGCAAGACUGCGGGCACCGAGUCGUCUGGCAAGACUGCGGGCACCGAGUCGUCUGGCAAGACUGCGGGCAUCGAGUCAACUGGCAAGACUGCGGGCAUCGAGUCAACUGGCGGAACAGUGGGCACCGAGUCGUCUGGCAAGACUGCGGGCACCGAGUCGUCUGGCAAGACUGCGGGCACCGAGUCGUCUGGCAAGACUGCGGGCACCGAGUCAACAGGCACGACAGUGGGCACCGGGUCAUCAGGUAUCGGAUUGUCUGGCUCGACAGCGGGGCAUCGGGUCACCAGGCAUCAGGUCAAUUGGCUUGCCAGCGGGCACCGCGUCAUCUGGCAAGGCAGUGGGCACCGGGUCACCAGGUAUGACAGCGGGCUCUGAGUCAAUUGGCACGACAGCGGGCACUGGAUCAGGUACCGGAUCAUCUGGAUCAACAGCGGGCAUCGAGUCAACUGGC